Fonsecaea monophora is the source of this 1404-nucleotide messenger RNA. RefSeq lists its product as hypothetical. The coding region runs from base 1 to 1404 and encodes 467 amino acids. NCBI's taxonomy places the organism in Eukaryota, Fungi, Ascomycota, Eurotiomycetes, Chaetothyriales, Herpotrichiellaceae. The record is from RefSeq and is a predicted model, not a curated record. The transcript is spliced from 2 exons.
AUGGCAGAACCCGGCGGUAGCAAUCAGGACAAGGCUCAGCGACCACAGAUGCCCGUUGGAGAGCCGCUCGAUCAGACUCCGCGCGCCGAGCGUCUCCGCCGUGGACUGGCCCUGCACGAGGCGGUCAUGGGCGUGGAGCCUCCCCGGCGACGACUCACUGGGCUGACUCCCGUCGCGCGCGACAAGUUUGGCGUGCCGCUGGUCAUGUCGAAUCUUCCGCAGAAGAAGGCCGGGGCGCGCAAGCGCAGAAUCCAACGGCAACAACAGCAGCAGCAGCAGCAGACGCGAAACCAGCAGCAUGAGCAGCGUCAGUCGGCUGCCUCGAUCGCGCCGUCGCAACCUUCUCCCGUUUCUUCUGCGCCGGCGCCGGCCUUUGUGGCUGGGGCAGCAGCACCAGCAAUGUCGAUGUCUUCACCUGCAACUGCUCGUGCACCAGCACAUAUGCCGGCAGCACCUGAACCUGCGCGUACACCAGCGCCUUUGUUCGCGGGGACUCAGACUCAGAAGACUCGACACGACACACCCGUUCGCAGUGACUAUGUUGGUAAUCAUGGUAACAAGAAAGUGAAAACCACCACAACCACUACCACCAGUGAUGAUACCGGCAAUGUUGUCGGGGUUCCAAACAACCCAGUUGGAGGCGCGCGAAGCGAUGAUGCGGACGGCAGAAAGACAAAGGGAAACUCUGGAAACGUGACCAAGGGACCACGACAACAACAACAACAACAACGACAACAAAGUGGCGCGGAGCAGCAACCAGGCAAACUCACGCUCAUCUCGGCCGAACAGCUGCACGACUUGCGCGCCGACCUGGUGCAGUCGGCGAGGGAGAACAGCGACCUGCGCCACGAGGUCGAGGUGUUGGAGCAGAGACUGGCGCAGACCGAGGAGGAGAGGCAGACGUACUGGGCGUGCGGGAUGGAGUGGGCGAGACGUGAGAGGGCGUUGGUCUUGGAGAUGGAGUUUUGGAGGGAGCAGGCGAGGAGUGCCGCGACGACGAUGACGACCGCCACCACCACCACCACCACGACGGAGCAUUAUCCCGACGACAUGGGCGACGUGGACAACAUGGGCGCCAUAGGUGGGCCGGUGCAGUAUGGAUUCAUUGGCGGUGGAUAUUUCGGUGAUAACGAUAAUGGCCACGGUCACGGUCACGGUCCAGCACAGCAGACAGGACUGGGGACCGAAUAUGCGUUCGACACCGACUUCGCGGCUGGAUUCGGCGCAGGUCCUGGCGCGGAUCCUUGGACUGGCUUUGACGAUGCUGGAUUCGGUGCAGGGCCCGCCACAGGCACAGACCCAGGGACGGGGACGGAAACCGGCACAGACUAUUACCUCGCCAAUGCAGCACACGACGCGGACGAGCUGGACAAGGAGCGAGAUGUCAUGUUGCGCAUGGACUGA